Photinus pyralis (common eastern firefly) is the source of this 1416-nucleotide messenger RNA. RefSeq lists its product as uncharacterized. The coding region runs from base 1 to 1416 and encodes 471 amino acids. NCBI's taxonomy places the organism in Eukaryota, Metazoa, Arthropoda, Insecta, Coleoptera, Lampyridae. The transcript has a single exon. The record is from RefSeq and is a predicted model, not a curated record.
AUGAUACGCGCAAAGAUCAGACUUAUGGGAAGAUUAAUUUUACAGGCACGGACGUUAGACCGAACAAUAACGGAUAUGGCAUCUAUGAUUUCCCCUGUAAAAUAUGACGUUGUGGUAGAGGCAAUAAACUUAGUUGCAGGUCUUAAUCCUGAAGGCACACAUUACAGAGCACCGACUGUUGCAACCACAUUAUCUACUUUGUUGAAGAAUGCAGCAAACUUAUGGAAAGUGGAAUGUCUGAAGAAGCGAGAUCUUGAUCGAAAGAAGGACGCAGAAGAUUUUCUCUCGCUCUUGACUGUGUGCAAUACUGCUGAGGUGAAUCGAACGGCAAUUGAAAAUAGAGUGGAACACCAACGUCAAAAGAAAGUUACACUACCAUCCAAGUCUGAUAUCUCAAAGUUAGUAUCAUACGUCCGAAGGAAACGCAGAGAAAGCUAUAAAAUUUUGCUGGGAAUGGUGCAAAAUAAUACUGGCAUUGUAUUUGAAGUGUGGAACUCAGUGGCAACGUACACUUUAAUAUCUUUAUUAGUAUUUAAUCGACGGCGUCCAGGAGAAUUGGAGAGAAUCACCAUCAGAGACUAUCAAAGCUUACAGGGUGUGGAGGGACUUAUCGUGGACUACAACAAGUUAUCCUCUAGUGAGAAGACUGCAAGUCGUACGUACAAACGAUUUGAAAUUAGAGGAAAAUUAAAUCGACCUGUACCAGUGCUUGUUCAUUGGGAAAUUGAACUUUGCUUGGAUCUCAUUAUCAAGUAUCGUGAAUGUGUAGGUGUGCCUGCUAAGAAUCCUUAUAUUUUUGGCCUUCCGUCCACUGAUGGCACACGACAGCGUUAUUUGCGUGCUUGUCCAAUCAUGAGACACAUUUCAUCGUUGUGCGGUGCAGCAGAACCUCACCUGCUAAGGGUUACUAUUUUACGAAAACAAAUUGCUACCCAAUGUGCAGUAAUGGAUCUUAACGACAAUAUAAUUAAGGAUGUCGCCAAUUUUAUGGGACAUGCUGAAAAUAUUCACAAUAAAAUAUAUAGAUUGCCAGUGGAAACUAGAGACAUUGUUCGCAUGUCCAACGUUCUUGAGAUGAUACAGUGUACUGCAGAUGAUGACGAUAAGAGCAGUGGAGAUGAUGAGGAUACAGUAAACACGGAUGAUUACCCUUCCACUUCUAAUUUGCAUAGGACUUUACCAAGUACAUCACAACAGCAUACCGGAUUAAGCAAGAGACGACUGGAAUCCAAUGCUAAUGAGAAUGAAUUUUUAGAACACACAGAGAUCAAUUCAGAGGGACUUGAGAUGUGCACUACGGACCCAACGGAGAUGGAAAUAACACAAAAAAAACGAAGAUCUGGUAAUAACUCGUUGCUUAGUAAAUUAUUUUAUUUCAUACUAUCUAGUAAUUGCCGCUUCACCGGGCUGUUUUGA